AUAGACGAUUAUGCAAAGCCACGCAGCCAGUAAACAAGGUUCACAUUUUUCAGAUUCGAUGGCAUCGACUAUCGCAUAGUCAGGGAAGUGACAAAAAACUGGAAAAUCAAGCACAUAUUACGAGACGAAUGGAGAACUGGCAUAUCGCCGUGGAAAACAAUGUUUGACGAUUUACAGAAUCACACGUCGGACCUAGCAAUGUGUUCGAUUUGGGUGUCCGUUUUUAAGGAUCAAUACGACGUGUCAUCGUAUUACAGUCACGCAUGCAAUACUUUAAUCGUACCGAUGCCGAAACGUUUGAGUGAAAUAACAGCCAUUUAUACAACGUUCAGUGGCGAUGUUUGGCUCACGUUUGCUGUGCUCUUUUUUGCUACAGGACUAUUAUUGUGGAUCAGUGCGAUGAUGGGCAUUGUGAACCGAACUGUGUACGUAGACUUGAGUAGAUCGUUGUUGGAGAUGAUGAAUAUUGCAACAUCGCACGGUGUUGAUGUUCUUCGGGCACAAAAAACUUCGAUCAAAAUUCUGUUGCUGAGCUGGAUAAUUGGCUGCUUAUCGAUCGGUAUAAGUUACGUAACCAUUUAUACUUCUCGCUUGUCAAAGCCUGGCUAUGCAAAGGUUAUCCAUACAGUUGAAGAUUUUAUCGAAAGUGACAUGUGGUGGGGAUCAGAAAAUACGCGAGCAUAUAGUGACAUACAUUCCUCCUUGAAUUCAUCAUCAAACUCAGCACAUCAUGAGCUCGAUCGAAGAAUUGUUGCCUUUGCCAAUCACAACGAUGCUGAAACUGGCUGGAUGAGUGGAAAAUUUGGAAUGUUUGCGGGCAUUUCCGAACAAAAAUAUUUGGUGUUCUACGAAUGGGGUGAUCGACUACAGUUUCUUUCGUCAUAUCGAGUGAUGAAGAAAGCUUGCAUUUUCAACUAUUACACCGUGUUUGCGCUUCAGAAGUUUUCACCGUACAAAGAACUGUUCAGCCAUUAUGCGUUACAGUUUCAGGAGCACGGCAUCACACAGUACUGGUUCAUGACCGUCUAUCGAGAUAAAUCUGGGUUGAACAAAUUUUUUUACGAUCAUCCGAUGGAAAACAACGAACCGGUUGCCCUCAAGGUUUCCAGCAUCAUCGGAGCGCUGUUAGUUCUAUUUGUAAGCCACAUUUUGUCGAUUGUCAUUUUCAUUUGUGAAUUAACUACGAAAACUAUCGUACGAAAUACACAGCACUUCGUGUCUCGCUAA
This is a messenger RNA of Bradysia coprophila, 1227 nucleotides long. RefSeq lists its product as uncharacterized. NCBI's taxonomy places the organism in Eukaryota, Metazoa, Arthropoda, Insecta, Diptera, Sciaridae. The record is from RefSeq and is a predicted model, not a curated record.